AUGUUGCCUUCAAAGGUGGUGUUAAGUCUGCUACUAGGGGCCCGCUCUAUUGGUGCUACACCUUUUAACCCUCUCCAAUGGCUGGGAGCGAAUGGACAAUGGUAUCCAGGCCCGGAUAUUUCGGAUGUUUCUCAGGAGCCCCCAGAGGGUUGCAUAGUGGACCAAGUUGCUAUUGUUUCUCGCCAUGGGUCUCGCUACCCUGACCCAGGAGCUUACAAUGAAUGGCUCGCGCUCGAAGCCAAGGUUAAAAACGGAUCAUUUUCUGGGCCACUUGAGUUCUUAAAUGAUUGGCACCCCGUCUUGACCCACCCGCCCGACCAAAUUGCACAACUCAGUGUUACAGGCUACCUAGAAACUUAUGCUCUGGGUACCCAAACGCGUCUACGAUAUCCUCACCUUUACGCAGAUAAUACUCCAUUCGUUGUCUGGGCCAAUAAUGCUCAGCGUACGACCGAUUCGGCACGCCUGUUUGCCCGGGGAUUUGGCGGCCCAAACGCGACGACACUUGGCACGGUGUAUGUGACUGCUAUUUGGGACAAUAUCUAUCUUCCACCCAUUUUGAAACGCCUACAGAAAUACAUCAAAGGUGUAAAUAUCACUACCUCGGACAUAUCCAUUAUGCCGUACUUAUGCGGGUUUGAGACUCAAAUCACGGGAAAACUCAGCCCAUUCUGUGAUAUUUUUAUGGAAUCAGAAUUCAAGCAAUACGAGUAUCGCCAGGACUUGAGGUACUACUACGGGACUGGCCCAGGAACAGACCUACCAAGUACAUUAAUGCUCCCGUAUUUGAAUGCGACAGCGACUUUGUUCCUAAAUGGACCUGAGUACAAUUAUUCAACUGGCUUCACGCCUCCACCGAUAAUCGUAUCCUACACUCACGAUAAUCAGCUCAACGAAAUAGCCACCGCUAUUGGAGUAUUCAACACUACUGGACCCCUUCCACCUAAUAAAAUUCAAAAUAACCGUCUCUUCAUUUCGUCUCGCAUCAAUCCAAUGGCCGGACGUAUUGCGUUCGAACGCAUGACUUGCACCUCUAAGAAACCCGGCAUUUACGUGCGUAUCCGGGUGAAUGAUGCAGUUUAUCCUAUGAGUGAAUGCCAGAGCGGGCCGGGAAAAACGUGCCCGCUAGCCCAAUUUGGACAAGUUAUCAAAGCGAAGGUGGAUAAAGCGGGUGACUUUAUGACCCGACCAUUUCCGAAGGGCAGACCACCAUCUUUUGGGACACCAAGCUACCCUGGAUCACCACAGUUCAACCUUGAUGAUUUCCCGAUCGCGCCUGCCACAAUCACACAAAACGUAGCAGACGGUACGGGUACUGACCAGAGUCCAAGGCAUAACACAGCAUUGAUUCGUUCGCCAUAUUUUGAGAAUUCCAAGACUCCACGUCGACGGCGCUCCGUUAGAUCCGAUGGAGAGGAAACAGAGGAGGAUAAGAGGGCGAAUACCCAACUAAAAAGGCGACGUUUAAUCCUUCGAGGGGUUACGCCUGAUGAGUUCUCAUUCCCUUCAUCUCCAGAGGAGCUAUCGCGGGCUCUUAGAGCAAUCAAGCCUACUCUCAUACAAGAGAGUGUUUGUGACGAUCCUUGGAAAAUUAUUAUCGCCACGACCCUGUUGAAUAAAACCAAGGGAAAAGCAGCUGUCCCUGUCUUUUGGGAGUUGAUCGAGCGUUGGCCGACGCCCACCGCACUUGCUCAAGUCGCUGCACCAAGUCUCACCAAGUUACUUCGCCCCCUUGGAACACAGUCCAUAAGAACGUCUCGCCUCAUGCGGUUAUCAAACGCAUAUGUCAUGCAUCCACCUAACUUGCCGUCACCACCAGCACCAACAAGUAGAACUACAAAAUUUUACCCUGGUACGACCAAAGAAUACCGCGCAAUACAACAAACAUCCCCAAUCGCCCAUUUACCCUUCGUAGGUCCAUAUGCAAUUGAUUCGUUUCGUAUUUUUAGCCCGGCAUUGAGUGGCGGAGGUGCUGGCGCUCGAGUCGAGGAACAGCUUGGGCGUAUAGCCUGCCUAGCUGAACUAGGGCAAAGCUCUCGUAGUGAGGACGAUUUUGACGAGACGCCGGAUUGGUAUAAUCCUAGUUCUCUCUGCUCUCCAGACGAUGAGGGUGAGGAAUGGCGUAAUGUGUGGCCUGAAGAUAAACAACUAAGGCGAUAUUUAGUAUGGCGCUGGGCUAUUGAUGGAGUGGAGUACAACCCAGAAGCUCGUAUUCGUCGUCCAGCAGAUUGGUCACACCUCAACAGGCUUAUUCGAGGGUAG
Rhizoctonia solani is the source of this 2262-nucleotide messenger RNA. Its product is annotated as histidine phosphatase family containing protein. Lineage: Eukaryota; Fungi; Basidiomycota; Agaricomycetes; Cantharellales; Ceratobasidiaceae. The coding region runs from base 1 to 2262 and encodes 753 amino acids. Gene Ontology annotation, molecular function: acid phosphatase activity. The record is from RefSeq and is a predicted model, not a curated record. Gene Ontology annotation, biological process: DNA repair. The transcript is spliced from 14 exons. Gene Ontology annotation, cellular component: fungal-type cell wall.